This is a messenger RNA of Gigantopelta aegis, 3178 nucleotides long. Its product is annotated as probable RNA-binding protein 19. The coding region runs from base 109 to 3090 and encodes 993 amino acids. Lineage: Eukaryota; Metazoa; Mollusca; Gastropoda; Neomphalida; Peltospiridae. The record is from RefSeq and is a predicted model, not a curated record. The transcript has 27 exons. Gene Ontology annotation, molecular function: RNA binding.
UGCCAUGUGUUGAUGAACAUGUGAAAAUUAUCAAAACAAACAUAGUCUUGUUAAUAUAUAAUAUACAUUAUAUAAUAAAUAACAAGAAUACAUUUGUCCGUCACAGUUAUGUCUAGGCUGAUAAUUAAAAAUUUGCCAAAUGGGGUCAAGGAGGAUCAUCUGCGUAGUAUUUUUGGCAAAGCUGGUCAAAUUACAGAUUGCUGUCUGAAGUUUACUAAAGAUGGUGUGUUUAGAAAAUUUGCUUUUAUUGGCUUCAAGACUCCAGAACAAGCCCAGACUGCACAGAAACAGUUUGAUAAGACUUACAUAAAGGCUUCCAAAGUUCAGGUUGAAUUUUCCAAAGACUUUGGUGAUAAAACUAAGCCGCGAGCAUGGAGCAGGUAUUCAGCGGAGAGUUCCACUUAUCAGAAGAAAGUAGAAAUAACUGAGGAAAAGACGGAGAUUUCUCAGACUUUAAAGAAAAAGAAAAAGAAGAAAGCCAAAGAUGAAAAGUUGAAUGAAAUUCUUGGAGAUCUCAAAGAUGACCCCAAAUUUCAAGAAUUUUUGGAUGCUCAUCAAAAUGUUGGUACUAAACCUGUUUGGAGUAAUGAUGCCAUAAAAACUGCAACAGUUACGUCCCCUGUCAACAAAGGAAGAAAUGAUGUGAUAUUCGAAGCUUCCUCUUCAGAAGCAGAAAUGCCAGAAGAAGAAGAAAUAACAUCAGAAAAAGAGGAUGCAGAAGAUGAGUCAUGUGAAAUGAAGGAAUCAAUUGCUAGCAAGACAGGUCUUUCAGAUUUAGAGUAUUUAAAAUCCAAGGUGAAAACUUCUAAACUGUUACUUGAUUCAAGUGAUUCAGAUGAAGAAACUCAAACUGCAAAACAUAAAAAAAAGACAAAAGUAAAAUCUAAACAGAAACAGUUAUUGAAAAAGACAAAAGAAUUGAGUGAUGAUUCAGAUGAUGAUGAAAUAUUCGGGACUUUACAACAGAAAAAUAUUAAAAUGGACAAAGAUAACUCUAGUAAAAAUGUUGAUGAAAAAUCUAAAAAAGUCAAAUUAAAAAACAAACCAACAGACUCUGCAAGUGAUGGUGUGAGUGAAACAGGAAAAACAGGAAAGGGGAAGAAAAUUGAACAAGAUGAGACAAGGUCUGAUAAGAAGAAUCUUCACACUGAAGACAAGAAGACUGACACCAGUAAAAGAUUUGUGAUAAAAAUGAGAGGCAUGAAGCAGUUUUUUGGAGAGAAAGCAAUCCACGAAUUUUUCAAGCCCUUGAAACCAACAAGUAUAAGAAUACCAAGGAAUUCUCAGAAAAGACCCAUUGGUGUUGCAUAUGUAGAAUUUGCAAAUGAAAAAGUCCUCGAGCAAGCGAUGGGAAGAAACAAAAAUUUUAUUGGUACCCACCGGGUCUUUCUGAAACAGUCCAAACAGUCCGAUGAAACCGCUGAUGUUGCAGAACCAAAGCCAAAACCGUGGGAGUUAAAAAUUCAACAAGGCAGAAUGGAUGAAGAAGAGGGUAUUGCAGAGUCUGGACGUUUAUUUGUGAGAAAUCUUUCUUAUACGUGUACGGAGGAUGAUUUGGAAGAGUUGUUUAAAACCUUCGGUCCGUUAACUGAGGUGAAUUUGCCAGUAGAUCGACUCACAAAGAAGAUUAAAGGUUUUGCCCACAUCACGUUUAUGAUGCCAGAACAUGCAGUCACGGCUUUCACACAGCUUGAUGGAACAGUCUUCCAGGGGAGAAUGUUACACAUCCUGCCAGGCAAACCCAAAACUGAAGAAAUGGAAUUGGCAGAGAAAUCAUCAUUCAAGAAAAAGAAAGAAGCUGAGAAAAAAUCUCUAGCCAAGAGCUCCUACAAUUGGAAUACUCUUUUUCUUGGUGCUAAUGCAAUAGCUGAUGUUAUGGCAGAAAAGUUUGCAACCAGUAAAAGUAAAAUACUUGAUGCAGAAGGAAAGGAGAGUCUUGGUGUUCGGAUGGCGCUGGGAGAAACACAGAUAGUAGCUGAAACAAGGGAAUUCCUCAUACAGAAUGCAGUUUCACUUGACAGUUUUAGUCAGGCGGCUGCAGCAAGAAGUAAAACUGUUAUUUUGGCCAAGAAUCUGCCAGCUGGAACUAGUGCUGAGGAACUGCGAGAGUUGUUUGAGAAAUUUGGCACGGUUCGCCGUCUGGUUAUACCACCAUCUGGGAUCUGCGCCAUCAUAGAAUACAUUGAGCCUACUGAAGCUCGGGCAGGCUUUACAAAGCUGGCCUACACAAAGUUCCACCAUCUUCCACUGUAUCUCGAAUGGGCCCCAGUUGGUGUGUUCAAAUCGGAACCUGAGGCGCCCAUGGAAGAAGGUGACAAGACUGAAACUACUGGGGAGACCAGUCAAGUUAGCACAAAGACACCAAGUGAUGAAGCAGGUUCUGAUUCUGACAGUGAGGAAGAGACGGAACCCGAGAGCACACUGUUUGUGAAGAAUCUCAACUUUGACACCGCAGAAGACGAUCUUCGCAAGAUGUUUGAGAAAUGUGGGAAAAUUAAAAUGGUUUCAAUUGCCAAAAAGAAAGACUUCAAGCAUCCAGGUCAGAUGUUAUCAAUGGGGUACGGGUUCAUUGAGUACAAGCAGAGGUUGAGUGCGCAGGAGGCUCUGAAAACUUUACAACACAAACAUCUGGAUGGUCAUAGUCUGGAGCUGAAGAUAUCAAACAGAGUUACACUACAGCCACAAGUUGCUGGGAGAAAGAAACAGACAAAAACCAAACAAAAAUCAUCCAAGAUCUUAGUUCGAAACAUUCCUUUUGAGGCAAACCAGAAAGAAGUGUUUGAAUUGUUUAGGGUGUUUGGCCAGUUGAAGACUGUACGACUACCUAAGAAAAUGAGUGGCACUGGAACACACAGAGGAUUUGCCUUUGUUGACUACCUCACCAAACAGGAUGCAAAGAGAGCCUUCAAUGCAUUAUGUCACAGUACUCAUCUGUACGGCAGAAGGCUGGUUCUCGAAUGGGCCGAGAUGGCGGAAGACAUUGACUCACUGAGGAAAAAGACGGCCAAGCACUUUCAUGAUGAGGUACCAAAGAAAAAACUGAAGAAAUCGUCAUUGAUGGAAAAUCUCCAGAACUCCACAGAUGACUAGAUUAUAAAUGACACUUGAUGAGAAAAACAGCUGCAGUGAGAAAACUUCACUGUUGUUGAUUUAUAAAUAAAUAUAUAUAUAUGUAUUA